Molecule: messenger RNA, 2539 nt
Organism: Chelonoidis abingdonii (Abingdon island giant tortoise)
Lineage: Eukaryota; Metazoa; Chordata; Testudines; Testudinidae
Source: RefSeq, a predicted model, not a curated record
CCAGCCAAUAGUGCAUUUCGGGGGUGGACGUUGGCUAUUUUAGUACGACACUCGCACAGCAUCCAGCCCCACGACUUCGAGCUCAUGAAGCAAUUCAUCGGGGAGCUGCUCCGCGCCCUGGCUGGGCCCCGCGUCCAGAUCGCCGUGGUCCAGUUCUCCUCUGACAUCAACCACGUUUUCACCUUUGCCGACUACGCCGCGAAGGGCCUGGAGGCCGUGGAGCAGGACCUGAUGGUCUUCUCCCAUCUCAAGGGCAACACCCGCACCCCCUCGGCCAUCCUCUUCGCGGUAGAACAAACUUUCGCCCCCAAGAAUGGCGCCCGGCCCCACGCCAAGAAGCUGCUGCUCGUCCUGACCGAUGGGCAGUCCACUGAGGACAGUGAAAUCUUCCACAAGGCCAUCCGGGUGGCCAACAACGCGGGGCUGGUCCGCUACGCCAUCGGGGUGGGCAAUGCGUUCUCCACAGCCGAGGCACACCAGGAGCUGCUCACCAUUGCCUCGCGGGCUGAGAACGUCUUCCAGGUCGGGAGCUUCUCUGCCCUCAGCACCAUCCAGGAGCAGCUUCGUGAGAAGAUCUUUGCUAUCGAAGGGACGGCCCAGGUUUCCAACGCCAGCUCGUUCCAGUUGGAGCUGUCGCAAGGUGGAUUCAGCGCCCUGCUCACCUCGGAGGCCGUUGUGGUGGGGGCAGUGGGGGCCUACGACUGGGCGGGGGGGCUGGAGGAGUGGUCGGGAGACCCCCCUCUCACGGCCUUCAUCAACGAGUCCUCACUGGGGCAGGAGGCCAAGGACUCGUACCUGGGCUAUGCCCUGGCCAUGGCCCGCCGGGGGGGCCGCGUCCUGUAUGUGGCCGGAGCGCCCCGGUUUGGGCAUGUUGGGCGUGUCGGAGUCUUCCAGCGCCGCGGGGGGCAGGUCGGAGACAGUGUCCUGGGGGAGCAGGUGGGUUCCUCCUUUGGGGCUGAGCUCUGCACCCUGGACCUGGAUGGCGACGGCGACACAGACCUGGUUCUGAUUGGGGCCCCCGGCCACCAGCACCGCAGCCGGGGUGGCCUGGUCCGGGUCUGCGCCCUGCAGGAUGGGGUGAGCCCGGGGGCGAUGGGGCCCUGCCUGGAGGAUUUCCUGACGCCGGUGGAGCUGCAGGUGAAUUUCUCGGUCCAAGGGGAGCCGAUCCCUGGCACGCGGGGUCUGACCCCCCUGCUGCUCCCCAGCACCAACACCACCACCCACAUACAGGUUCCCUUUGAGAAGAACUGUGGGCUGGACGAGGUGUGCGUGGCUGACCUGCGUGUCUCCUUCAACUUCUCAGGGUCCCCAGGUCUCAGCCUGAGACUCCAUUUCCCACUUGACCUGACGGUGCAGCUGGAGAACGCGGGCGAAAUGGCUUAUGGGCCGGUGCUGACAAUCCAGUACCCCCCAGGGCUGUCCUUCCGGGGGGGCUCAGUCCUGCAGUCCCACCGGCCGGUCUCUCUGGUUUGCGACGUGCCUCGUGCUCCUGGGCGUCUGUCCGAACUCAACAGCUCCUGCCAGCUCAGCCCCCCGGCCCUGCGGGGGAAAACGAAGGUUUUCCUCCGUCUCUCUUUCCACGUCUCCUCUGUCACCGGCUGGGAGGACGACCCAGCCUCCUUCACUGUCCGAGCUGCCUGUCAGAACGAGAACGGGACCCUGGCGGACAAUGCAGCCACGCUGGAGCUGCCGGUUCUGCGCCCGGUCGGGGUCGUCGUGACGGGGUUGGAGUCGAGCACCUACAUCAGCGUCUCGUCGGAGCGGCCGGAGCGCCGAGCCAUCGCCCACCGCUACCAGGUGCAGAAUUUGGGGCCCCCCACUGUCCCCGUCACUGUGACCUUUGAACUCCCCAUCCGGGCCGAACUCGGCUUCCUCUGGGACGUAUCCGUGAACCUCAGCGGUGGGGAACAAGAGUUCACAUGCACCCCGCCCCUGACGCUCCGAAUGGGGACUGCAGCCCAGACCCCGAAGGAGCCAGUGACACGAGUGGUGUCUAGGCGCGUCUGUCUGCCACCCGGGUCAGUGUCAGGUGGCCCUCUCUGGCCAGCCGGAGAUCACCUGCAGAUUUAAUUCUCCGGGGAGCUGUACAGGCCGGAGGAGGAGCGCUAAGCUGAACGCUCCCGGGCAGGCUCGGCUCCGCACGAACAGCGGCAUGUCAGCAUCGACGAAACCAAAAUACUUCCGAGAUUUCCAGCCAGAGGAAUUCCAGUAUAGCCAUAUCACCACGGAGGUGGAGUUAAUUUCCCAUUUCAACCCUGUCCCGGUGAUUAUCGGCAGCUCCAUUGGGGGCAUCCUGCUUCUCGCCGUAAUGGUCGGGCUCCUGUAUAAGUUCGACUUCUUCAAGCGGAAUCGGCCCAUGACCCCGGAGGAGACCCCAGGAGGAGAGACUGUGUCUGGGGGUCCGCAGGGAAAUGGGGCCCCACCAGAGCCCCCCGCCACGCAGGGAUCCACUGACCCCGAAGGGGUGUCAUGACACUAUGGUGGUGGGGGGAGAGCCUGGGAGCCAGGACUCCUGGGUUCUAUCCCCAUCCGUGGGAGG